CUGCCGAUCUGACAGUCAUCAGCGGACCCAAGAGGUGACAGGCGUCCCCGUUGGUGACAAGUGACCCCUGGAGGUGACACUGGCAGAGAUAGGUGGGAGGGGGUCUAGUCAGAUAAAGUGACAACUGAGGUGUAUGUGCCGUACUCAGUUAUAGUAGUAAUUCUUAGUGCACAUUUACUAAGAGGGAUUACUAUUACACUUUUAAGGCAGGGCUGGAUAUUACUGACCAUGACAUAGGCACUGUAGAUUAUCAUAUAUAGAGCACAAUAUAAUUGCAUAAAGAGCACAGCACCAUCACAGAUAGAUCACAACAUAAUCACAUACUGACCACAACCUGAGGUACAGAGCAUGGCAUAAUCAUGUAUACAGUACAUAAUAGUAACAUACCUGCUGUGAUAUAUGCACAUUCACACCACGCACACAGUAUGUGCAGGAUCACAUACACACUUGUUAUAUGAGGUAGGUGUGUUUGCCCAGGUGAAUUAGACAUAUACAUUAGUAUACAACAUCAUGAUCCAGGUGUGCCCAUCUCCUGUGACCCGCACUGCUGUGCUAAAGAGGGCAGCACUGUUGACACUUGCCGCAUAUGGAGUGCGAAAACUUUACCCAGUGCUCAGACAUCGCUAUCUGCGAGUGCACAAGCCUCAAACAGCUAAUGGGCUACCGGACAGCAAAGAGGACUCAGUCCCUCACUCAUCAGGCUCUACCUAUGAGAGAACUGGCGUGAACAGAAUCUUCUUCCGCAGACUUGCCCGCCUACUGCGCCUGUUGUUUCCCAAGCUGGCAUGCAAGGAGUUCGGGCUGCUGUUCUUGCAUUCGGCUGCUCUUAUUUCCAGGACGUUCCUUUCUGUGUAUGUGGCCCAACUGGACGGCCGACUUACUCGCUGCAUAGUGAAGAAGCGCCCAGCAAGCUUUGUAUGGCAGCUGCUCAAGUGGCUACUGAUUGCCCUUCCAGCCACCUUUAUUAACAGUGCCAUUCGCUAUCUAGAGGGCCAGCUGAGUCUCGCAUUUCGUAGCCGCCUUGUGGCUCAUGCAUAUGACAUGUACUUUGGUAACCAAACAUACUAUAGGGUUAGCAACAUGGAUGGAAGACUGCGUAACCCUGACCAGUCACUGACUGAGGAUGUUGUGGCCUUUGCCAGCUCCGUGGCCCAUCUGUACUCUAACUUGACUAAACCCGUUCUGGAUGUUAUAGUGACCACUUACACUUUGAUCAGCACAGCCAAGUCCAAGGGGGCAAACACAGGAUGGCCAUCAGCUAUUGCUGGCUUGGUUGUUGUCAUCACAGCCAAGGUGCUCAGGGGCUGUUCUCCGAAGUUUGGGAAACUAGUAGCUGAGGAAGCUCGGAGAAAAGGAGAGCUGCGGUACAUGCACUCAAGAGUGGUGGCUAACUCAGAGGAGAUCGCCUUUUAUGGGGGUCACAAGGUGGAGAUGUCCCUGCUUGAGAGAUGUUACAGGGACCUGUCCUCUCAAAUUAACAUUAUUCUGCUGGAGCGACUGUGGUACGUGAUGCUGGAGCAGUUCCUCAUGAAAUACGUCUGGAGCGCGUCUGGUUUGGUGAUGGUGGCAGUGCCCAUUAUCACAGCAACUGGCUACUCUGAGAGCGAUUCUGAUGAAGUGAAGAGAGCUGCCCUCGAGAUGAAGGAAGAGGAUCUGGUGAGUGAGCGAGCUGAGGCUUUCACCACUGCAAGGAACCUGCUGACAGCUGCUGCCGACGCCAUUGAGCGAGUGAUGUCAUCAUACAAAGAGGUUACCGAGCUGGCUGGCUACACUGCCCGAGUGCACGAAAUGUUUGAGGUGUUUGAAGAUGUCCAAAAUGGUGUCUACAAACGCCCCGGAGAGCUGGAGGAAUCCAAAGCUAAGAACGGAGAGCUCAUCCAGCACGGCAUCCGCAUAGAAGGGCCCCUGGAGAUAAAAGGUCGGGUGGUGGAUGUGGAAAACGGAAUCAUUUGCGAGAAUAUUCCUAUUGUGACGCCAACUGGAGAUGUGGUUGUCGCCAGUCUCAAUAUUCGGGUGGAGGAGGGGAUGCAUCUUCUCAUCACUGGUCCCAAUGGUUGUGGGAAAAGCUCGUUGUUCCGGAUCCUCGGGGGCUUGUGGCCAGCAUAUAGCGGUGUAUUGUACAAGCCUCCACCACAGCACAUGUUUUACAUCCCGCAGAGGCCUUACAUGUCUGUGGGAAGCCUGCGGGAUCAGGUAAUAUACCCUGACACCGCAGAGGAUAUGAGGAGAAAACACUUCUAUGACAAAGACCUGGACACUAUUCUGACCAUUGUGAAUCUGAACUACCUGGUGCCAAGAGAGGGAGGGUGGGACUCUGUGAGCGACUGGAAGGAUGUGCUGUCUGGUGGAGAGAAGCAACGUGUAGGGAUGGCGCGCAUGUUUUAUCACAGACCCAAGUAUGCACUUCUGGACGAGUGCACAAGUGCCGUGAGCAUUGAUGUGGAAGGAAAGAUAUUUCAGUCUGCAAAGGAUGCUGGGAUAGCCCUGCUGUCCAUUACCCACCGCCCCUCUUUGUGGAAGUACCACACACACCUUCUGCAGUUUGACGGUGAAGGUGGCUGGAAGUUUGAGAAGUUGGACACCGCGGCACGUCUCUCACUCACAGAGGAGAAGCAGCGCCUGGAGCAGCAGCUGGCCGGCGUGCCCGAGAUGCAGCAGCGACUAAAUGAACUUUGCCAGAUCCUGGGAGAGAAUUCAGAGGUGACCCACACAGAUGAGAUCACUGAUGUAACUCUAGUGGUGUAAAGGACCAGCUCUCUGUGCCAACUUUCACUGGUUGUUGUGCCACUGGACACUGGUGUCAUAUUCUUAGUUACCCAGUUGUCCUCUGAAGAGAAUUGUUUAGCUGCUCCAAGUGUUCUGGGGAUCAAAGUGACCCUUAUCCCAUAAUGCAUUGUGAAGCAACCGAUUACAGGCAGACUUAGCUUAGAAGAAGUAAAAAUGCACUUUGUGUCACUCGGCAUCAUGCCCAUGUGACUGGUUCCAUAUGCUGAAUGUUUUCCUUUUUCUUAGCUGCACCAGCAGAAAGUGUUUCCCUUCCAAUGAUUAUGCUUUAAAAUCCCUUAGAUUUUAGCCCAGUAAAUGUGAAUAAGGCUCUGUCAUGCCAAGUAGCUUUUUGUCAUUUGUCUGUGUUUGUUCUUGCCCUCUCCCUGUGUUGUGCUUCAACACAACCUGGUGAGCAAUCACAACCUAGUGAGCAAUAGCAGAACACAUGGUGCCUAUACAAAUCUAUCAUCAAAGCAAAAAAAAAAUUCCUGAGCACUCCAGGGGUAUACGAUAAAAAAAGAACUUUAUUACGUAAAAUUAAAACACAUGCAUAAUAAUGCAGGGAUGUGGCAAGUGAGCCCCUGACGCGUUUCGCUCUAUACUAGUGCUUAAUCAACCUUUGAUGAUGUCACACAUCUAUCAUCAACUGGUGCUUAGUGGUUAAUACCCUGUCUGACAAUAUGUAUGUUGGGCACAGAUCAUCACGCCACCAGUAGAAACACAACACAUUGGCAUUUUGUGAGAUGCGGUAUAGUUAUUGCAUAACAUUGAGCAGGACAGAAUUAGCUUUGCUCACUGUAAACAUCUAACUGUUUCCCAAAGUUACCUGUCCAACUUUGAGGGUCAAACCACUUGUCUGUUUAGCACUAUCUGUACUAUCCUGUACGAGAGAUCAUCCUUGAGAAUGGUACAUUGUCUCGCCUAAUCAGAAACUCUGGCUUGAAUCCAAAGUUGGUAGUUGCAUUUUUCAUCCAUUAACAUUAAUUAUUACACCUUAUACACGGUAUCAGGUUUUACUAAAAUGACAUACAGCACACACAGUAUAGCCAAGCUUAGUGGCACAUAUGUUAUACAUGUGUUUGUGACUCUGUGUGCACGUGAUUUAACUGUAAGGAAGUGGUUUUGUCUAGUCUAGUUCUUGGUAAAUUCAGAGGAACUUCAGCUUAGGAAGUGAAUAAAAUGUAAAAUCUUAUCAGAAGCCUAAAUGGACUGCACCAGAUAUGUGGCUAGUGUACAGGAAGAUUUUAUUUUUUAUGUUUUAUUAAUCCAUUGGAUUCUGUAAGCAGCCUUGGUAUCAUGACUUGCAUAUAGCAAAUUUCUGUUGGCUAAGAGAGAGGACACAUAGUCAAAGAUACAACUUAUUUUCUUACUGAAUCCAAACAUAUCACACUCAACCAGGCGACAGUAAAUUGGAGCUGCACGUGUUACAGGUGUAUAUAAACUGUGUAGUUAAUACACAUGGAAAGUAAGUGCUGCCCCCCCUGUAACUAACCCAAAAUUUACCAUAUUCAUUAUCUCUCCCAACGCAUCUGUCAUUUCGUGCUGGUCAUAUGUGCCUUAGAUACAUGUCAAUAUAACUGGUGCCCGACUCAUACACCAUAUAUAAACAUGCCAACUGCCUCUCUGUAGUAAAAGAAUAAUUUUAUAGUGUAAAUUAGCAGCUAAUAUAUUCUUUAUCUCUAAUAGAAGAGUGAUUUUGCUUUCAGUAAAAUAUCUCGUUAAAGUAAAAGGAAGGGUUUACAAGAUGGAUGCCGGUGAAUAAAAAAUGGCUAACUUGGCGUCAGGUUAGAGAAGUGGUUUGCCACAGGUCUGUAAGGGACAUACUUAAGUUAAUUCUAACCACAGUAGAGAGGAGAGUUUCUGUAAAAUAACAUUUCUGCAUCUUGUUUCGGCUUUAUGUGCUUUCCCUAUAUUAUGUUCAUAGUCAUAUACAUUUCUAACAAGUACAUUUAGUCUUCCUCAUACACGUUUAGCUGUCCUAGAAAUUCUCUCCCACUCCCUCCAUCCCAUCUGUACUAACUGAAGAAUAAUGUUCUGUAGUCUGUUUAACAUAUAACUAAUUUAUUUGUUGCUUAACAUUAAUUACGCAGAUGUGUUGUGUUGAGCAAAUGCGCUCUUACCAUAAAUCACAUUGCGCCAGAUAAUUAUAUUGUUUGUUUUUUGGAAAUUCACGAUUCCGCUUAUCAUGAAGAUGCAGAGGCAGAUAUUUUGCAUUACAUUUACUGCCAAGAUGUGAAAUGAUGCUAGAACACAAUCCCUUGCAGCUAAUAGGCAUGUGAGAAUGACACGUAACCAAUGGGCAGUCCUUACAACAGGGCUUGACAAACCCAGGAGCCAGGGGGUCACACUGUCUGGCUCCUAAUUGUUAAACAGAUUUGUUGAGCACUGCCUUACAAAGUCCAUUACAUAACUAUUGUCAGAUUAUCAUUAUAAUUUGUUCAACAGUUUAAAAAAUGUAAUUUGUAGAACAGGAAUUAAGCCCUGUCAUUUAUUUAUUUCAAGAAGAUUGAGUUCUGUUCUUGUAAUCAUUUAAACACCGGACUAUACGCAUCUCUGGUUGUUUGACCGAAGUAAAAGAAAAUGAAUGAACAUUGAGGUUACAUAAUACCUGUAGUCAGUCUCAUUUCUACCGUGGAAUUAAAGGGACAUGAAACCCAAAAUGUUAUGUUUAUGAUUCAAUGCAUACAAUUUUAAACACCUUUCCAACAAUGAACUGCUGGGAGCUAGCUGAACAUAUAACAUAUUGGGUAUGUCAAUAACAUGGGGAAUAUGUGUGUAGUCACCAAUUACUAGCUAGCUCCCAGUAGCAGAUUGCUGCUCCUGAGACUAUCUAGGUAUACUUUUCAACAAAGGAUACCAAAAAAACAAAGAAAAUCAGAACAGACGUAAAAUGUAAAUUUGUCUAAAAUUUUAUGCUCUGUUUAAAUCAUGAAAGUUAAAUAUUGACUGUAUAACAAUUGUUAAAUAGAAUCAAGAUAAUAUGAAAUAUUUGGGUUCAGGCAGAACCUUUACUUUAAAGGGACACUGAACCCAAAUUUUUUCUUUUGUGAUUCAGAUAGAGCAUGCAGUUUUAAGCAACUUUCUAAUUUACUCCUAUUAUCAAAUUUUCUUCAUUCUCUUUGUAUCUUUAUUUGAAAAGCAAUAAUGUAAGUUUAGAUGCCGGACCAUUGGGCUGUUCUUGCUGAUUGGUGGAAAAAUUCACCCACCAAUAAACUAGUGCCGUCCAGUUGGCUCCUUAGCUUAGAUUCCUUCUUUUUCAAAUAAAGAUAGCAAGAGAACGAAGAAAAAUUGAUAAUGGAGUUAAUUAGAAAGUUGUUUAAAAUUGCAUGCUCUAUCUGAAUCACAAAAGAAAACCAUUUGGGUUCAGUGUCCCUUUAAGUUCUUGCACAAGACAGCAAUGUUUCUCUAGCAGAUAACUAUACACGUGUGUUCUGCUAUAGGGGGUGCUAGGGUCAGUAUCAUUUCCAGAUCAUCACAAAGAUUUACAAGCUAGUCUUACCUGUUAGACUGUUGUUAGAGAGUGCAUGCUUUAUUAGAAAGUUCUUCAGAAAUAAACAGUAAGGGAGUUAAAAUUGCCUUGAGGAUCUAAUAAAAUAUGGAAAUGACGUAAGUAUUGAGUGAAGGACUCAGAGGUCUAGCAGAGGAAGGCACCAUACAUGACUGCUAGUCACUUCAGACCAGCAAACAUAAUGGGUAAUCUGGGAGAUUAUUGAAACUGGAGAGCAAGGCAUUAGCUAAAGUCUGAGACUAUGACUCCAGGAAAGCUUUCUAGGCUACUUUGCUCAGAUUUGGAAAUGAACUGAUUCUGCUGUUGAUUUGCUCAGGAUGCAAAGACAUACAUGACAAAUUAUUUCAGUUAAAAAAAUAUUUUCUAGAAUCUGACAUCUUCAUAGUAAUAUUUUAAAAAUGAACUGAAGUUUUGUUCCACCCAAGAGUAAGAUGCAACAAACCAUUAAGAGAUUUUUCUAUUUUAAGAUAUUUUUAAAGAUAUUUAUAGACUUUGUGUAAGGCUCUUGACUACAAAGGAGCCUUUGAUGAAUUCAAUAUAAUUUAUCUAUAAACUGGCUUCAUUUUGAAUCCAAGGUCAUUUGUCCCAGUUGAUCCAUAGUUUUGUCCACAGCCUUUGAAAGCUGAUGAUCAGUACAAGUGUCCAUGCUAAGUGAGAUGUGGCAAUCAAAUAUGUAUUUGUGGUCAAUGUAUCAUCCCAGAAUUGUGAUGAAGUUGGAGACGGAGUAUCUCUUGGGCUUGCAUUGCCCAAUAUGUAAGAGAACCUAGAAAUUGGCCAGUUACUUUACAGGAGAUAUAUAUAUAUAUAUAUAUAUAUAUAUAUAUAUAUAUAUAUAUAUAUAUAUAUAUAUAUAUAUAUAUAUAUAUAUUAUUUUGCAAUUCUUAAGGUCUUUCUUUUUCAUUUGAGUGCUAAAACAUCUGCAGAUUUCAUCUUUAGCUGGGUAAUUAUGGAAUCAAUAUUGAAAUCUUAAAAACUCUGUUGAUGGAAUUGCGUUUGGCACUGAUUUCUAGCAAUUGACCAUUUCGGCAUUUAGCAGUUGAUCCUAUGUGAGAGUUAGCAUGUUGCCCAAGUAUAUUAUUUAGUGAAUUUGACUUUGAGAUCUAAGAAAUGAUAACGCUGGUGAAUCUGAGGUUGUUAUAAGCUGUCUGACAAGUAUUCGUUGCUUGCCGCUACUGUUUGUGGGGACAUUAUUUUACCUUUCUUUGUUGUGCCUUUGAGUCCAGGAGACUCUGGGAUAGGUGGUUAUUUUUGUUCAGGGAACCCUGGUCUGUAUCCUGUAGGUUUUCUGUACAAGUACAUGGGAAAGAAUCUUGAGGAACCCCAUGAAAUUGACACUUGUAUUUGGGUUGUAGUUUGAAGCUGGAACGACAAAUUCUUAAAGGGACACUGAACCCAAAUUUUUUCUUUUGUGAUGCAGAUAGAGCAUGCAAUUUUAAGCAACUUUCUAAUUUACUCCUAUUAUCAAAUUUUCUUCAUUCUCUUGGUAUGUUUAUUUAAAAAGCAAGAAUGUAAGUUUAGAUGCCGGCUGAUUUUUGGUGAACAACCGGGGUUGUCCUUGCUGAUUGGACAGCACCAAUAAACAAGUGCUGUCUAUGGUUCUGAACUGAAAAUGUGCUGGCUCCUUAGCUUAGAUGUCUUCUUUUUCAAAUAAAGAUAGCAAGAGAACGAAGAAAAAUUGAUAAUAAGAGUAAAUUAGAAAGUUGCUUAAAAUUGCAUGCUCUAUCCGAAUCAUAAAAGAAAAAAUUUGGGUUCAGUGUCCCUUUAACUGAUUUACUGGGUUUGGAUGAAGGUAUGAUAGAGAGGGCAUCUGUUUUUUAAAGGGACAGUAAAGUCCAAAUUAAACUUGAAUUGAUUAAAUAGAGCAUGGGCUUUUAAACGACUUUCCAAUUUACUUCUAUAAUUAAUUUUGCUUAGUACUCUUAUCAUCCUUUGUUAAAGAGUAAUCUUAGGUGAGUUCAGGAGCGUGCACAUGUCUUUAGCCAUCUGGCAGCAGUGUUAUCAGCCUACGUAGGUUUAAUUUUCAACAAAGGAGACAAACAGAACAAAGCAAAGUUUACAAUAGAAGGACAUUGGAAAGUUGUUUCAAAUUGCAUGCUCUAUCUGAAUAAUGAAAGCUUAAUAAUUGACUUUACUGUCCCUUUAAGCCAACUCUUAUGAUCAAAGGAUUGAAGUUAAUAUAAAUGGUUUGAGCUUCCAUGAGGAAUAUCUUGGUACUUUUACCUUUAAAGGGACAAUAAACCCAAAAACUGUAUUAUACAUCUUCAAUAUACAGUACAUGAUUUAAAAGUCUUCUUUUAAUAAAUUAUUUGUGAAUAUUUAAUUAUUUCCAAGCCCUCUGUGAUACUCAUGAUUCAUGUUGUAUCACAGAGGGCUACCUGGGUGCCAGGCUCAUGAAAGAGCACAGGAGCACGUGCGUGGGCAUAACGGUAAACAUUCUAUCACGCUUAGAAGAAUACACGCACGUCUAGACUCCGUGGUGAUCACUGACAAUCACAUGACUUUGUACUGGAGAUCGCCUAACAGUGAGUCAAUCUUACUAUAGGAAGUUUGAGAAAAAGGAUUGUACUCCGGAACAGCAAAGAAAAUAGUUGUGUAUUUAUAAAUUGUAAGUUCUUAUUAUAGCUUGCUUUGUGUCCCUUUAAGAACGAGCAAUAAAGCUUGUGACCAGCAAUGUCUAUUAACGUCAGAAGAAAGAAGAUAGAAAUGCGCAUGCGUGGAAGAAAGGAAGGAAUGCGCAUGUGAUCGGGUGCAAAUCUGCAUAAAGAAAUUAUGCAAGUGGAUAAUGGAUUAUUGUGCAGGGAUUGGCUAUAUUGAACUUUAAGUUGCGCUAUGCUGCACCCGUAAUUUUGGGAGGAUGGGUUAAGUUUGUCAGACCACAAAAUGAACUAGCUGUAAAAGUGAGUAAGGAUUGAUUGAUAUAUUUUCAAUAAGCGGUGGCUAUAAUAUGUUAGAGAAAAUAAAGUUGACUGGUCCUGUAAUAUCUACCAACUUAUCAUGUAUGUUUUUAGUCAACAGUCAUUACUUUUUCUGGAAUCUCAAACUGGAGCUGGAUUUGUCAGAUAAUUUUGUAAAAGGAUGUUUAGAUUGUUAAAUAAUAAUUGUUCUCCUUACCUACUGGAUUUUCUCAGCCAUUAACUCACUAAUAUGUCUACGUGUGACUCUGAGAUCCAUUCAGAACAUGUAGGUGAUGCAUAGUUCUAGAUUCAAGCAAUAAACUUUCAUUUGCAUCAGAGAUAGGAUCCUUAUAAUGGUAAGAAAAAAAGUUUUCCCAUCCGUAGUUUUAUCAAGCACAUGUCAGAACUUAGUUCAUCAUAUGUGUCUGAGUCUGGGGAAUUGAGUUCCUAUCCCCAAAGCUGGUGGGACUGACCCUUUUAGUUUCUCCAUUGCUGUUCUCUGGUGUCUCCUUGGCUGUAAAAGUUGUUUCAUCUGAUCUAGACUUUAAUAUGGCUUCCAGUUAUUAAAGGCAAGGUUACAGGUAAAUAUACUAGGGGGCAAACAGGACACUGCUGGUCUGAGCCACUAACAAAACAGGAAGUUAAAUAAGAUAAGACAGAGACAAGUAAUACAAUGAUAAAAGUGGGCACUGUAAGUAAAUUAUAUAUAUAUAUAUAUAUAUAUAUAUAUAUAUAUAUAUAUAUAUAUAUAUACACACACACAAAUUAUGACGGCCUUCUUGUUGGUUAUGUAUUCAUGUCUGAUUGGCUGUCAGUAACCAGGAUGUUAAAACUAAUGAAGUAAUGUUCACCUCCUGCACUGCAAUAGAAUCAUUUUUAUCAGUAUUACAUAGUAUGAAUAGCUGUUUUUUUUUGUUUGAGGCUUUUAUUGGUAUCCGCCAAUAAAAGAGAACCUCUAGCUACAAUAUGCUUAUACAUUACAUUGUUUAGGAAUAUAACAGGCUUUAUGUUUAGGGAAUUCAUUUUUUUAAGCUAAACAGAGUGACCAUUCUGCUUACAUAUAUUUCUCCUGAUUUCUAUGCUGCCCUUUUAACAUCCAUUGAAUGUAACUCAGAGGCUUCUAGACUGGAUAAAGAAGGGCAGCGCUUCAUUUUUGUGCUGUUUGAGAGUGCGGCUAGCUGAUAUACUGUGUAGGCCAGUAAUGUGCUCCUUUCUCUGCAGGGUUGCUGGCUUUUCGGGUUGUAAAGGGUUAAAGUGAGUGAUCAAAACUUUUUAGCAACAAACUAGUAUAAUUAGCAAUGUGGUAAUAUAUAAAUGUGUAUUUUAAAAUAAUUAUAGAAACCUAAACUACACUGAUCAUGCGGUUUCCUAUGUUCCUUUUCCCACGCUCAUCUCUUUUAUCCAAAGAUAAUUACAACAGACAUUUGAUUUGGGCAUUCAUAAGGUAUGGGCACCACAUAUGUUUUGUUUAAUGAUAUCCUUCUGUGUAUUCGCCUUUCUGAAUCAGUGUCAAUCUCCCAGCCCUGUACGCAUAUCCAUUUAUCCAUUUAGUUCUCCUGGCACUUUUUUUUUUUUAAAACAGAUAAUAUUAAUGGCUGGUGAACCCAUUCAGUAAUCACUGUUGCCAUGCACUUAAUAUCUGUAAAUUCAUAAGACACCUCGUUUAAAAGAACUUGCUUCUUUGGAGUAAGGGUUCUUAUGUAUGUAUGAGUAGAUUUGAAACUUUUUGUCCUUCAUCGCUUGUAUGUUGUCUACUUAUCAUGAGAUUUAUAUAAAAUGUUUGAUCUGCAGAGUGACGGGACCAUGAUUUUUUUUGUUUUUUUUUAAAGUGGGGCUUCCCUUGGUUUUUCCUAGGGGUGCCUGAGUGAUUGUAAAGCUAGUGUAUAACCUCCUUUAUUUUACAGUUAGAAACUUGCAGAUAACGCAUGCUGCACUUGAAUUCCACAAAAAUAUAGCUGUCAUCAGUGCACGUGCAUAAUGUGGCCUCUGAGUAUUACACGGGAAAAGAGAAAUACAAGGUUUAUUGCCAGCUUCCUAUCACGGUGCCCUGAUGUGCCUGCGUUUCCUGCACGCCCAUUUCCUGGCUUUUCUUAGCUCUGAUCUCCCAACAUCAUUUUUUACUUUAACCGUUAUAGAUAAAACUACAAAUACGUGUUGUUUGUGCUACUAAUGCUUUAUAGCCUAGGAUCCUAUGUGCAAACCGGUAUAUCUGGAAAAUGAGCUUUUUUUUUCUAUUGUAUUUUUGCCUACAGAAGUUUGAAUCUGGUAUAUGAUCUCUCACAGUUUUAAUAUUUUCAUAAUUGUAUAUGUUUAAUUGCUUUACAAUUGUAUUUUAAUAAUGUCUUAAAGGGACAUUAAACCCAAAAAAUGUAUUUCAUUAUUCAGACAGAGAAUACAAUUUUAAACAACAUUCCAAUUUACUUGUAUUAUCUAAUUUGCUUCAUUCUUUAGAUAUCCUUAGGAAAAGAAAUAGCAAUGCACAUGGAUGAGCCAAUCACAUGAGGCAUCUAUGUGCAGCCACCAAUCAGAAGCUACUGAGCCUAUCUAGAUAUGCUUUUCAGGAAAGAAUAUCAAGAGAACGAAGCAAAUUAGAUAAUAGAAGUAAAUUAGAAAGUUGUUUAAAAUGUUAUUCUCUAUCUGAAUCAUGAAAGAAAAAAAUUGGGUUUAAUGUCCCUUUAAUGUAACUACAUAAAACACACACAAUCAUUUUGCUGUUUGAAUAACAAAACUGAGUCCCUUUUGACUGUGACUGCAAUAACAUUUGAAUUAAAGCGAGGGCGGCUGUCUGAAUAUCUCUGUGUGUUGGGAAAACAGCACAAUAUCUCCAGCUUGGUCCCGCCCAUCAUAUCAGCCAAUCACAGACAACAUUUACUGUGUGUUUGAAUCAACUCUAUGCAAUGUAAUUGUGCUCCUUCUCUGUAGCAGAUCCUCACUUGUGCCUUAAUCUUUGUGUCUAACCAAAUGUCUUUCUUAGAUGCAAUUAAAUACAAACAUUUUAAAUUCAAA
Molecule: messenger RNA, 12174 nt
Organism: Bombina bombina (fire-bellied toad)
Lineage: Eukaryota; Metazoa; Chordata; Amphibia; Anura; Bombinatoridae
Gene: ABCD1
Product: ATP binding cassette subfamily D member 1
Exons: 10
Coding region: 511-2745 (744 amino acids)
Biological process (GO): very long-chain fatty acid catabolic process; peroxisome organization; long-chain fatty acid import into peroxisome
Cellular component (GO): peroxisomal membrane
Molecular function (GO): ATP hydrolysis activity; ABC-type transporter activity; ATP binding
Source: RefSeq, a predicted model, not a curated record